Molecule: messenger RNA, 12185 nt
Organism: Lineus longissimus
Lineage: Eukaryota; Metazoa; Nemertea; Pilidiophora; Heteronemertea; Lineidae
Exons: 2
Coding region: 243-4472 (1409 amino acids)
Biological process (GO): regulation of gene expression
Cellular component (GO): nucleus
Source: RefSeq, a predicted model, not a curated record
UCUUGCAGAUGAUAAAUUUUAGUGUACUUAUUUUUUCCUAUGUUCCUACCUCUAUUUCUCUCAGAUCUGACGUCCGUGAUCUGUAAUAUCAAUGAGAAAGAUCUACUUAAUCGUCUGAACCCAAUGAUGUACGGGAAAAACAAAGAUCGUGCCAACACAGUGGGAGCAAAUAAUCAAGGGUCAAGCUUGCCAGUCUCCAUGGCAGUCUCUGGAUUACCACAAGGACAGCUGUGAACUGUGUCAUGUCUGGGAUGGGCUUCCCUGGCCCAGGUUGUGGCCCAACCAACCAUAAUCCAAUGAACCAAGCUCCAAAUUUCGUCAGCCAUAUGAUGAAGCCCAUUGGUAUGGACAUGACUCCUCCUCAACUAAACCCGUGCGCAACUGGAACUUGUUGUGGCAGUUCUUGUACAUUUGACUGUCUUUGCCACUUGAUUGAUUCAGAUGCAAAGGGCAUUGAUGUCGAUGACAUAUACCAAGUUUUAGGCAGAGAUGUGCUCAAAUCUAGUGUCCUUGAUGAUAUCGACCUGUACUUGGAAUGUGAUGAUGACAAUGUGUACACCAAAGCUAUGCCUUCUAAGCCUGGUAUGGAAAGCACAAAACCAAAGAACUCGCAAGAACCUUUCAAAUUCAAAUUUUCAUUUCCAACAAACACCACUCCUCCUGUUUCUGACUCAAAGAAAUCUUUUGUUUGUGAAUUUUGUUCACAAUCUUUCAUCAAAGACCACCUCUUGAAAAAUCAUCAAGCUAAAUCCCACAAUGUGAAGGACUUGUUUCCUUGUCCACAGUGUGCAUACAGGGGUCAGCAACAUGCACAUCUUCAGAAACACAUCAAAAGAAUGCACAAGAAGUCAUCGCAGUCAGAUGACAGUUCAAACAAUCUUUCGCAGAAUGUAGCAGUUGUACCUCCAAAAAGUGCUAUUGAACCAGCAGACAUGUCUGAGCAGUCUUCGCUAGCUUCAAACAUGCCUGAUACUUUGCAGCAGUGUAAUCCCACAACAGAUAUAAAAAAGCCAAGUGAGGACUGGCCACCGCUGUCUAAUAAUAACAAGCCAAUUGCAGCUCGUAUUCAAGGUACAGCAAAUCUCCCACAGAGUAACAUCAACCAAGGGAACGUGAAUGUGGUUCAGUUUGGUAAGGCAGAUGCUUUUCCUCAACUCCCUCAACAACCUGAGUCACAGGAGCAAAAAGUGCCUGUGGCUUACAACCGUCGGCAGUCAACUUCGUCGCGAAGCUUUGGAACUGAACCGUCACCUGAUCCGCGAAGUGUGCCCGAAUGCUCACCAAGACCAGGUAGUCGACAGUCUGGCCAUGAAAGUAGCAAUGAUUUUUCAAUCUUGGAUAUUUCAAAUAACACUUUCAAAGUAGCUGAAACCGCAACAUUUUUGCCAGGGGAAUCCCUUCUUGCUCAACUGGAAGGCCCUGAUAUUUAUGGAUCACCUAAAGUUGACCAAGUUCCAUUUGCUGUGCCAUCUCCUCAUAGUUUACUGGUACACACACCUACUUCAGCAUCGCCUGGAGUACCUAUGGCAUUGGGACAAGUACAUGACAGACCUCCUGUUUUGAAUCGCGCACAAACAUUUCCUCCUGGUAGGGCAAUACUGCCUGGGAAUGUAAGUGUUAUUAAUCAAGCCAUUGCUGUGGCAUCAAGUUGCCCACCUAGAAUUGCUCCAACACCACCAGAAAUAUUGGAGCAGAAGCGUCGAAAGAUGUCACCAGGACCUUAUGCCAGUGGACGGAAUUCAGCAUUGAGUGUUGGUGCCAACAGCCAGGGAUUCGCUUCUCCAUCCCCCACAAGUUGUGUUCCUCAAAUAGUUCCUACAACUCCCGACUUUUCUCGGCCUCCAAUGUCACCUAUGUCACAGGCUAGUAGUCAGCAUUCUUCACCGACGUUUGGACAUGUGAACCAAAGAUUCUUGUCCCCUUCACCAACGGUCUCUCAGCCAAGGGCUCUGCCAACACCUCCAGAGAUUAUCCGACAUCGGGUGUCCCCAACCCAAAGAGGUCAUCAUUACCAAGCAUCGAGUGCAAUAAAUGUUGGGGGAUUGAAUGCCGGUUUUCCAGUGCAGUCGCCUCCUGUAGGUUUCCCGAGAAUGAUGCAGGGGCCUUCUCCUACAGGAGUUCCUGGAAAACAAAUGAAUUAUCAUGACUAUCAGCAAUUGCACCUCCCUCACCCUUCCACCGUGCCAAGGAAUGCAAAUCCACAGCUUGAUCCACAUCAGCCCCGCAUGACUCCAGCUAACCCUGCGCGUUUUCCACCAGCUACUUACCAACCCUCGAUACAAGCACAUCAUGUCAUCAGUGAACAGCAACAAUAUAGUCCUAAUAUUCAUCCUGGUCAGUUCAACCCUGGACAGCAGUUUUAUCCUCCGAAUGGACUGGGAUUUCAAGGACAGUACAACGAGUUACCUCGAUAUCCCCAUGGUGGCCCUAGGUAUCCACCUCGUAUGCCACUUGGUGUUCAAGGACAGCAUGUCAGUAAUACCCAAAGAUCUGGUCCUGGUCCCAGUCCUCCUUAUCUAUCGCCAACUGGACCGCAGAGUCCAAGGAUGAACCCAAACCAAAGAUUCAUCACAGCUGGUCCCGAGGCUGGUUUUCCACCCCAAGUGCAAAGCCAGAUGUACAGCUCAAGACAACAGCAGCCGAUGCAAAGGUUUACUUAUCCAGUACAGAGGCACCCUUACAGAGUUCCUUAUGAUGGAGGCGGCCAAUUGCAGGGAAUGGGGCAACCUCAGGGUAAUAGUAUCAUGCAAACUGUUCCACGUACUAAUUUACCACAAGGAGUAACUGGUUUUCCCAUGCAACAAACUAGACCAAGUAUGAUUAUUCGUGUUCAAAAUCCCAACCAAUCAAACCAGGCAAUGAUGGCACAGGGCAGAAAUGUAGGUUACAUAUCGGGACAGGAACAAAUAUACCGCCAACCUCACCAAACUAGUUCUAUGGAAUUUCGUUCACCUAUUCAUAGCUCACCAGAAGGGAAUGUUCCUUCAGGACAAGUGAUGUCUGCCUCAGGGAUGACCAGUCCACAAGUUUCACAGGGUAGCGCUGCUAAUGUGGCAAGUCAUAGCAAUAUCAGUCUGCUGUUGAAUUCAGGACUUCCUCAUAGUCAUGGUAAUACUGUGCUAGCUCAGCAAUUGACGAACAUUGGGGACAAUAGCAGUGGUGGGAAUAAGCAUGUACUUUGUCAGAAUGCAUUAUCGGAGAGGAGCAGGAGGACAAAAUCUAAUCAUAUUGAAGCUGAUGUGCGGGAGGUUAAGAGUGUCAAUCAGGAAAAUGCUUCUCCGCUUUCGAAUCCAUCAUUUGAUCCAUCUGUUAAACACAGAGCUUCAAGGCAUACAGAAUUUCAUACCAAAACUGUGGAUGAGCAGAAUAAAGUUACCGCUGAUGCAAUGGAUGUCAAUGAAGAUAACAACAUGGCUCCAGAAAUUACAGAUAAAACAAUUGUGUCAGUUUUGGGGGGUAAAGAAAAGAGUAAUGCAAAUGAAAAUAAUGUAUCCAUUGAUAAGCGUUCUGCUGAUGAUAGAGUAAAUGAUAAAAUAAACUGGUUACUCCUCCAGUGUGGUGUCAAUAAAAAGUCUGAUAGUAAAAGUGGAAAUUCAGAAGUGUGUCGUUUGGAGAUAAAAACUAGCGAGGAGGAAAUAGGGCCAGUUGUACAUAUCAUGGAAACUCAGGAAGUUGAAGGUGAAAUGGAAAAUAUUCUUGACGAUAUUUCUCGCAGUGAAUCGGAUGCAACCCAAUCGGACUCGGUUUUGCCGGUGAUGAGUCCACAGAUGAACGACGAGGUGUUCUCACCUCCGAGUAACAAUCUGGACAACUCGCCACCUAAACUCUCUCGGAUCGAUUUUCCGAGUAAUGACACGAGUGAUUUUAAGUGUGAAAAAUGUGAUUACGUGUGUGCAAGUAAACAGUUGCUUAAGUCACAUGAACGACAUAAGCAUGAUCCAAAUAGAAACGUUUACAAGUGUGAAACAUGUCAAGUUGAACUAAAGCAGAAGGCUUCGUAUGAAAGUCACAUGGCAAAACAUAAUGGGGAAUUUAAGUAUGAGUGUCAUGUGUGCCAUAAAUUAUUUGUAAAUCGCUUAAGUUUUAAUCUCCAUCUUAAAACUCACAGCACAGAGCGCCCAUUUAAGUGUGGCAUGGACAUGUGCAACAAAGCAUUCAGGACCAAGUCCGAUUUAAAUGAGCAUGAAAAGGUGGUUCAUGGCGAGAGAAUUCAUAAAUGUUCAUAUGCAGGAUGUGAGAAAAGCUACACGUUAGAAAAAGAUCUCAAAGCACAUCAAGUCGGCCAUACAAUAGCGCUCAAGUGCUCAUGGCCGAGAUGCCGGAAAACAUUCAGGGACAGGUUCAAUUUGAACAACCACUACAAGACGCAUACGAAAGAAAAGCCUAUCGAAUGUCUACAUUGUGAUUUCAGAUGUAUCCAGAGAACCUCACUUGAGUCUCAUAUGAAAAAUCAUCACCUGGGUUCUGCAUAAUGAGCUUGUCUGCUGCAUACACAUUGUAUUUGUAUAGAAGUUCAUCCUGUUGAAAGCAGUGAAUGUCCUUUCGAAACUGAAAAGCAUUUUCCAGCUUCUGUUUAGCAAGCUGCCACUCGUACAUCAUACAUGUAUGUGAGAAUAAGCCCAAGUGUGAGUCGUCUUUUUCUCCAUGUUUUCGAAGUCAUGGAUCAAGGCUGACACUUGGAAAGGAAAAAACUUGCUCGUCUUCAUCGAUGUGACUUCUAUAGCAUCAGUGGGCUUCAUCAGGAGUACAAAUUUGUACACCCUUCUGUUUUGCAAGUUGAGAGACUCUGGUUUCAGGUUGAGCUUGAGGUUUUCGAGUAAUUAAUAGUGUAGUACAAAAAUGUACAUCAUCGAUCAUCUUCUAAUUCAGAUUGACUUGACUUUUUGCAAGUGUACUAUUGUUCUGUUCAAGUUCUUUAGAAUAGUGGUAUGGCUUUUUGCCGGCCGUUCCUGUUGUCUCAAGUGAAAUCAAGUGCUGUAUUGUGGUUGUCACCCCCCUUUGAUCCAUUUCCAACUUCACCUCGACUACCAACUCCCCAUAAAAAAACCCUGACCUACACGGGAUACACUGAUAGUAUGCAAAAAUGUGCACUCAUCAACUUGAACACAUGUGUUGUAGUAGCAUCAUGGCAUUGUGCCUGUAGCUCAUGGUAAAAAAAUUAGUUUUUUUGUCGCACUUGAAUGUUGGCCGCAAACUUGUCACUUAUGGAAGUGUUCGAUGACAUACCCACUAGUGAAAUGAAAAUAUUAUCCAUAGAAGCUGCAUCAAUCAAAAUAUGAACAAACGAAAAGCCACAUUUCUCAAGAACUUCGACAAAACUAUAGGGAGCAAUAAGUCAUGAGGGAAACUUGCAUGUUUCCAUGCAUUAUGCUUCAUACUGUCCUUAGUCUACAUGACUGUUGUGGUAGGAGAAUGUAGUGCCUGUAUGAUAUAAGUAAUCUUCAUUGUCUGUACAUGAAUGAUAAAUAACAAACCCUGUAAUGAUUAGACCACACAAAUUUUAUCUUGCGAAGUGUCUGGUAUAACUACUUAACUUUCCUUUCUGCAUAUCUUUACCUAAAACUGAGUCUUCCAGACAAGUUUUCAAUUUUGGAAAAAAUUGGUAGUAAUUUUGUCCCAUACAAAUUCUUUCCAAACUGGUAUCAUUGCCCAUUGUGUCUUCCUAGAAGAGGAGGGUUUUAGGGUAACUGAAAAACUACAUGGAAUAACAAGUGUAAGUUUAUUAAAAUUUGAUUAUGAUUAUUUACUGGAAAUGGGUUACCCCAAAUUGAUGAUCAAUUGACUAAGUGACACUGUCACUGACAUGAUCUUUGUACAGGAAAGGCUGGUCCUUAUGAGAUUUAAUAAGUUUUAUAAAUUUUUGUUAAGGAUAUUUCUCUCUGAAAGAUUAUAAUACAUGUUGCCAUUUUGGCAAUUGACAUAUGGAGGACGACAAUGAAGUUUUUCGGCAUUUUAAACAGGCUUCCUCUGCGUUCAGCUGGACAAUAAAUAGUGGGCUGAAUCCAUAAAUACUGGUUGAAAAAUGCUUCAGUGGGAUAAAUUAUUUGGUCGUCAAUUUGGGCACAUGUCAUACAUGUAUCUGCUUGGAAGUUAGCGACAGUGCUAUCAAAAGUCCUGACACAAUGUAGUUGUCCUUCUCAUAAUACCUUUUACCUAGGUUUUGCUGCGUGUGUGUGUGUGUGCGUGUGUCAUCCAUCAUAGUAUGUCAUAACCAAACACCACUGGCACUGCAGCAUUCCAUGAUGUAUCAACUGGGGUAAAACGUAUGUUUAAAAUUUCCCAGCCUUGUGUGUUUUAGCACUCGGUAUGAAUUGGUUCACCCUUAUUUCAGUGUCGUACAAACACUGCUCGAUCAGCUUGAGAAUUUCUUGGUUUACUAUAAUGAUAAUAUCAAAAAUAUAUAAAGCGAGCCUUAUAUAUUUUUGCUAAUAUUUGUAGUAUUUGUAGUGCUAAUUUGCUUGCAACGAAGAGCAUGCUGUGUCGAGGGGUCAUAGACUUGUGCUUUUUGGGAAAAAGUUCUGAAGUGAAAAUGGAUUGAUGUGUUCUCUUGACAAAAUUUAUUAGUAAUGCUCAAGUUUAGAAAUAAAAUGAUCAUAUAAUAUGGCCAUGUAAUAUACCACUAAAUUGUAAAUAUUCAAUGCAGCUUUUUAAAAAGAGAGAAUUAGUGAUGGAAUCUAUUGUUUUGAUUGAAAUAUAUUAUAAUGAAUGCUUAGUUGAGUGUAAAAUCAUGUUGUUAGGUUUCUGUCUCUCAUUCAUGGGACAGACCGUGCCGAUUAGAUUGUUGACAUGUAUAUCUAUUCCGAGACUUUUUCCAAGAGAUCACAGGUAAAAGAAAUGGAUGAAAAAAUUUAAAGCUUAAAAUCUAGGAAAAUUCCUUGGUUUCAUGUACGGAUCCUCAUUGGUUGCCAAAAAGCUUUACUAGGUUCUCUUGAAUGCAUUGAUCGAUGAAUUGAACAUUUUUUGUUAGGGUUUCUGUCACUAUUUGGUUUUGCAUUUUGAAGCCUAUGACUAAUAUUUUCCCCCAAAAAAUAACCUUCUUGGGUCUUGCCAGUACUGAAAAAUCUGUGAAAAAACAGAAUGCAUCAUCUAUAACACGAACUGGUGUAAAUAGUGGACUCGAUGUUCUCCCAUUAUUCAUCGCGAAAAUGUGAAGGCAAUUCUUCAAUGCACUGUCUCCUUCACAAAGUUCCUGCGCUGAGUUCUAUUCCAAUCUAUUGGCGCGAUUUCGCAUUGUCUCCAGCAAUUUCUGAACAUUUCAAAUGCAAUCGGAACAGUCGUAGACACAAUGUGUGCAAAACUGAUCAAAUUGAGUGCAGCGCAUGAAGUUGAAGGUGAAGGGGACGAAGCAUGUUUGUUUGAAAGUGCGUGUGGAUGAUUGCCCUGGCUGCGAUUCACCCAAGCUCGGUAAGGUAACAGGGCAUAAAUGUACAAGCCACAUGACUGUAUAGUAUUACGAUAAGUUGUCUAAUAUUUCAUUUGGUUCAUUUGUAUAAACGUCAUGAUAAAGCGUGUUCCUUGUAAUGGACAGUUUAUUAUAUGUAGUCUAUUUUAUGUUAUGUUAUUAGUUGCAUUUAGAUUAGAAUGAAUUUAGCAGUUUCAUUAGUGUAGAGAUCUUCCAAGUUUAUUUCAACCAUCCACCUCGUACAGAUCUGUUCAAGCAUUCCAAUUCUUUACUGUGCCAAAUGAUUUUAAAAGCUUUACUUGUCAUUUUAUUAGAUGAAGGGGUUGUGUUAUAGUGUGGUGCCUCGUACAAGACUUACGCAUGUAACGUUGAGAUGAUGUGCAUGGACAGGGCAGGUCUUGAAGAUGGCAAUCACCAAGGUCAUCAGACAUUGAAAAAGACAUUGGUUCUUGAUUACUCGUCACCGUUGCCUGCCAAUUUUGGAACAAUGUGUGACAUCAUGGUUUUUGUGGUUGUUAGAGAGAAUUUGGGGUCACUGUAGUCGGGAGAUUGAGGCUCACAAAAUCAAUUCAUGAAUUAAUCAGUUAAUCUAUUGUGUGUUAAAAUAUUUACAUCCAUAAAAAGCCAGAUUGCGAUAAUAUCUGAAAAAAGUGUUCAUGAUUUUCAUUUUGACGGAUCACAAAAUUUCUCGUAAACCUGUGUCUUGCGCAAAAUCUGCCAAAAUAAAACACAAAUGAAAAUUUUCUGGUUUACCGUUAGGUUACCCAGCAUAAAUUCCUGUAUCAAUUUUUAAACCUUGGUCAUUUUGUGAUUUCCCCGGUAAGAGAGAAAACUACUUAAAAAUGUUUCUGCAAAUUGGUAGCAACAGUAAAUAAUUUAGAUGUAUGCUUUUUACUUGUGCACACAAGUCGUGUAAUCUGGUAAUAUUUUAUUUGAAUCUCAAUGCUGACGAACAGUCUUCUUAGAAAAUGCCAAAGGCAAUUUGUUGAUUUUUUUAUCGUCUUAAAAUCUCAGGGAAAGAUGCAUUACCUGCACAAUGUUUUAGUUUCAGUGUAAAAAGCUGUGUGUUAGUUAUAGUGACCCUGAUUUUGUUGUUGGUUUUAAUUGUUUUGCAAAUAUUCUUCGUCAUUUUGUUUAUGUUCCCUCACAAAACCCACCCGACUGCAUUCUGACACUUGUUUUCUACUUUCAACUGUGAUGUUUUUGGAAUGUAGUUCAAAGAGUGGUGAUUCAUUCCAUGUUAUUUUCAUGAUUGCCCUUGUUUAUGUUUUGACUUUAGUUGGCAUCUUGAGAGAAACGCCAUUUGUUCACAUAUAUUUUCUUAUGCCAGGCGAUGCCGAUGGUCAGUAAUAAUACAUGCUACAAUAAAGUAAGGUGUUUUUGGCUACGUGCAUGCAUGCUCGCGCAUUAUCUCUUGACGAUUGGUCCAUGAUUAUAAAUCAAUUUUCAUGGAAACAACCACCAACGUGAACAAGCGGCAUAAUCCUUUAAAUCCAUGGCCAUUGUCAGGGCCAAAUAUUUUUGUGCCAACACUCUGGUUUCUGAAGUUUCUUAACCAAAAUAGUAUUCAAAUUGAGGUUGUGUGGAGAACGAGUCGCUGGGGAGAGAAAAGUAACCAACUGUAGUCAUCUGAAUGAUGCAAUACAUACAUGUACAUUGUAUAUUCGCAAUUUCAAUUGUGUCGUUGUGCGUAUUAUCAUCAAAAUUUCAUUGGAAAUUAAACCUCAUGAUGUGAAAGGCGCGAAGCACUUCCAGGCAAUAUUGUAUGUCCUCUGAAGUUAGUGUUUGAAUCGGAUCACAGCUUAUAUGCUUUCUCUUUUUUUGCCUGAAUAAUACUUCUAUUCUAAUUUGUGUUUUCCUGUGUUCUCCAUUCAAAUCAUCAAGAAGUACUGAAUAUGUUUUUGUUUGUUGUAUAUUUCGUACAUAAUCGCAUUUCUCUCUAGAUCUGUGCCAUAGUUGCAGUAUCCUUGUAGUUGGAAAGCUGGUGGUAUAUGACGAUCUGGCUUUCAUCUUUUGUUCUGUUGCUUUAGCUUUAUGUCUCAGGGCUCCUGAUUAUUUUAGUAUUUUCAAAAAAUAAAUGUCGUUCCUCUUUCUGCAAAAGAUCUCUAACUGUUAACUCUACUAUCUGUAUUUCUUUAAUUUAUGAUUUGAAUGCUUCAAAUUUUAGUUCUAAGUCAAUGUCUUCGAAUGAAAAGUUUUCAGUGAAGCAAAAACAAUAUUAAAGGUCUGUUGCUAAUAUCCCUGGAAAGCAUCUUCUAUAUUCCCACCUCUAUGCUAGCUUAAUGUUCAAACUACCAGUGAGAUGUGUGCUAGAAGACAAAUAAAUAAUAGUCGAAGUCACAAUUGAUAGCAUCUCUGCUCCGCACGGCGUGCACUUUAUUGCUGCAGGCAGCUUACACACUGGUUGCAUACAUAUUGCCUCAAAAUUUUGCGUAUCUUACAUAUCAUCAUCACCAUCUUACAUAUGACAUACUCGAAAGAUACAUCAAUCCUCUUGUGAGAAGGGUGCGUGAAAGUUGGGUGAAAAUAAAGUAGAUCAUGGUAGGCGCAUUGUGUGUAGGUUGCGGGUAAAGUUAACAUGCUCAUUGCACAUUACAUAUGCGAAUAUAGGGAUGUCAAUUGUGAUUGAAACUCUUAUUAAGAUUAUAUGUACAAUUAUUGAUAUUUUUGAAUGAUGCACAAGUGUCCUUUAAUAUCUAAGUACAUGUAUUUAAAAAAGAGACUGGCCCUGUACACAAUCAAAAGUUUUGAUUUAAAACUGAAGCCUUCAAAUGUACACAAAAAUUCUGAGAAAAAGUUGGAUUCAGAUUCAUUUGAUUUGAUUGUAAAUAUAUUUCAUGAAACAAGUGAAAGACACAUGAAAUUGGGAUUUGCAUGUUGGUCAAUGGGGCAAAAGAUACAUUUGAAGGACCGUGGGAAACCAGUGAGGUCUUACAACAUAUUCAAUUAACUGAACUUGUUUUGGUUCUUGCACGAGGUACCGUGGUUUUGUUUUGAUUUCAACAAGGACUUAUUUUUAACAUUUGGUUAGUUGUUCUUUUGUUAGAUGUGGCCAGUACAUAAUCAAAUGCGAUGCCCGAUUGCAAGCAAGUGUGGCUAAUUGUAUCAAAGAGGCUUAUCCAUGAAAAUUUUGUGCUAAGAAUUUUAUGCACCAGAAUGACAAGAGCACCCACGAACAGGUUUCUUGCGAGCAAGUAUCCCAAAGGAAUCAUUGUCUGUAAAUUGUAAAUACGUAUAGGUCAGUUGUCUCUUUGAGUCAUGGCUGCUGUGUUCAUUGGCUAACAGUAUUAUGACCUGGUCUUUGAUUGUGCCAUGACAGUUUCUGAGACCCCUGGUUCUUUUGAAGCCAGCCUUUGUUCAUUAUUGUGCAAGUUAGGAUUGAGUACACUUAAUACUGUAUAUAUAAGAAGAAAACUGUUAUACUAUAGCUGCAGUUCAGUGUAUGACAUAACUGUGUUAAUGUUGUGUUAGAUAGUGUGUAUCAAAACCAUUCUGUCACAUUGCUUAUUGAUGCAAAUAGUAUGCCUACCUCUUUCUGAUUUGACAGUACUCUGGUCAGUUAUACUGACUGGACUGUUGCGAUUCUGGAUUAAAUGGCAAAUACUUACAAUUACAGUGCUAGUAUCUAGUAUUGCCAGUCUGGCACAGUAAGUUACAAACAGUCUACCAACUAUUUAUGUACAUUUUAGAUUGUAUGUCUGUGGCACCGUCUACAAGAACUCUGGACUAGCAGUAGUACUGUGCCAGUCUGGUAAUAACAAAUAUGUGGUACUUCUCAAAAUAUGAUAAUGGUCCCUGAAAAAGCGGUGACAGACUGGCACAUCGGUUUGCAAUUUCUGCAAACAUGCCUAAUUAACUGCACUGCAGAAAUCAACAAUGCCAAUGUGACAUGGCCUGCUAGUCUGUCACUGCCUUUAUAUUAUGAUGGUUGUUUUUGAUCAUGGUGUGAAAAUCCAUUGGCAAUACUUGAAUUUAAAGAUGUUCACAGACUGUAUUUUCCUUGCUAAAAAAUUGGUGAAUGUGGCGAUCGCCAUUGUUACUGUAACACAGAAAAUAUUUACAACAGGUUUUAUUUGGGGUUGCCUACAUUUCACGGCUGAGUUUAGAUUUUGCAGAACUACGGGAGCCGUUUUGAAUAAUGUAUGGACAAAGUGAAAUAUUGUGUUUAUUAAUUGUAUGAAUCAGGUCGGACCAAAAAAUCAAAAUGCGCAAAAUUUUCUGGGUUGCAGUAACUGCGACUUUCAAUUUUCUUUGGUAUUUGGAAUCUCAGAAUGUUUAAAUGAAGCUGAGGUGAAUAUUGUUCGUUGGAAAAAGAGUUGUAAAUUUGCUAAUGAAAUCAAAAUCAAAUCAAAAUAAAAGAUUAAUCAAUGUACUGCAUAUUUUUACAUGAAACAUUCCAAUCAAAACAAGAUUUAAAAAUUGAUAAUAAAUGAAAUUUACUAGAUAUGAAAAGUUGUAAAUUUAAGUGCCAUUAAGUAUUUUACCUCAAUUGUAAAUAUUCCCACUGAUAUUUAAAACGUGUAUCAUCAUGUUAGUCAUUAUUCCCUAAUCAGCUCAUUUGGCUGGUAGAAUUUUGAAUGGAUUUAAUGAGGGGCAGAUUUUGCGAAACCCAAUUGUUGAUAUUCAAAGGGCUCCCAAAGAAAUACUGGAGUCUUCCAAUUGUGAAUAUGAUAUUGAAUGUAAUUGUAAAUGUUCUCGUAGCACAGCCUGAAAUGUUGAGACAUUUUGUCAUGGUUAUCAUAUACGGUACCAAUAAAGUAUUUCAUGAGGUGUUCAUCCUGUA